This is a messenger RNA of Parnassius apollo (apollo), 756 nucleotides long. The record is from the annotation of a GenBank genome assembly. Lineage: Eukaryota; Metazoa; Arthropoda; Insecta; Lepidoptera; Papilionidae.
AUGGCGUGGGGUAAAGUAGUUUGGUUAUCAGCUCUUAUUUUGGGCACGACUUUAAGUCAACCGAUACCUGAUCCAGAUCCUCAAAUUACUUACACGGAAAAUCCCCCUUGUGAACCCUGUGAGCCAGAACCUCCAUGUGCUCCUUGUGAUCCAUGCUCACCUCCGGGUUUUGAUGACAAUGACGUCAUCAAGAUUGGACCUUGCAAUCCUUGUGAGCCAACUGUUAACUAUUUGUAUGGUCAAGCACCCCAAGGUUCAGUGAUCUUAAGACCUGGUCAAAUUCGGUUUCGGCCACCUCCUCCAAUAGUUGUCCGACCAGGAACUAUCCGUCUGCCCACACCGCCUGCAAUAUGGGUGAAACCACCACCAGUUCAACCAGCUGCCCCAGCUCCAAUAUACGUGAAGCCAGACCCAGUGCAACCGCCUACCCCAGCACCGAUUGAAGUCAGGCCUAAGCCUGUGUAUCCACCUCGGCCUGCUCCUAUUGUUGUUAAACCUGCGCCAGUUCAACCACCAAAGCCUGCUCCAAUUAAAGUACAGCCACCUCCAAUACAGCCACCAGCACCGGAAUUGCUAGUUGUGAAACCUCCCAGCAUUACAGCACCGAGUCCACCUAUCAUCUGCUUCCAACCAAACCCUCCGUCUCGCUUUAGGACUUCAGGCUGCGCGGUCGUUUCCUUAUACCAGUCUCAACCACCGUGCCCAACAGAACAUUCUCCCAUGACACCUUGUAUCCCACCAUGUCCUUCUCGAUGA